Helianthus annuus (common sunflower) is the source of this 990-nucleotide messenger RNA. RefSeq names its product mitotic spindle checkpoint protein MAD2. Bases 208 to 831 code for a protein of 207 amino acids. The record is from RefSeq and is a predicted model, not a curated record. Gene Ontology annotation, cellular component: kinetochore; nucleoplasm; cytoplasm. Gene Ontology annotation, biological process: mitotic spindle assembly checkpoint signaling. The transcript is spliced from 7 exons. NCBI's taxonomy places the organism in Eukaryota, Viridiplantae, Streptophyta, Magnoliopsida, Asterales, Asteraceae.
AUGGUGGUGUGUUUGAAUCUAUGAAGGGCCCACUUGAGUCGACCGUUUUUAGUAGCCGUUGCUCUCAUUUUCUCGAUUAAACCCUAGCCCUAUUUGCUUCUUCACGAUGCACUAAACCUGUUCGAUAAAAUUCCCCAAAGGAAAACAUCAGGAAACGCUCUACCCAUUUAAACAAACCUAAGAAGUUCGAAUCUUUCUACUGUAGAUAUGGCUUCAAAAACCGCCAGCAAAGACAUAAUCACUCUCCGUGGAUCCACCGCCAUCGUCAGCGAAUUCUUCGGUUAUGCGGCAAACAGCAUUCUGUACAACCGUGGUGUUUAUCCUGAAGAAAGUUUUGGAAGAGUGAAGAAAUAUGGACUUCCAUUGUUGCUUUCUCAAGAUGAAGGUGUCAAGACUUUCAUUGCAAAUUUGAACACACAGCUUUCAGAAUGGCUUGAAGCUGGGAAACUGCAGAGGAUUGUUCUUGUGAUAAUGAGUAAGGCCACCAAUGAAGUACUUGAAAGGUGGAAUUUCAGUAUAGAGACUGAUAGUGAAGUGGUUGAAAAAGGAGUUUCAAGGGAGAAGAGCGAUAAAGAAAUCAUGAGGGAGAUUCAAGCUAUCAUGAGGCAGAUUGCUUCCAGCAUUACAUACCUGCCAUGCCUUGAUGAACCCUGUAUCUUUGAUGUGUUGGCGUAUACUGAUGCGGAUGUUGCAGUACCAUUCACUUGGACAGAGAGUGAUCCAAAACUGAUAGCAAACCCCCAAAUGGUGAAAUUGCAUUCUUUUGAUACCAAGAUACACAAGGUUGACACUUUGGUGUCUUACAAGAAUGAUGAAUGGGAUGAGCAGUAAAAGAUGGGAUUUUACUUUAAUCUUGUGUGUUGAUCCUUUAAGAUUGAUGUGAAUCAUUUUGAUUCCCUUCUUGUGUAACCUAACAAGCAUGAAAUAUGAAUCUGGAAAAUUGUUUCCUCUUGGCUUUUAAUUUUAAUGACAACUGUUACUUUUCCUGAA